Castor canadensis (American beaver) is the source of this 717-nucleotide messenger RNA. RefSeq names its product BPI fold containing family A member 3 (gene Bpifa3). The record is from RefSeq and is a predicted model, not a curated record. Lineage: Eukaryota; Metazoa; Chordata; Mammalia; Rodentia; Castoridae. Gene Ontology annotation, molecular function: lipid binding.
AUGUUCCCACUCUGGAGGUUCUUCCUCCUUCUCGGAUUGCUGGCCUUGCCCUUGGCACUGCACAAGCAGCCUUGGCCUCGCCUGGCCAUGGCCUACACAAGCAGCAAAUCCAUCCUGGCAAGAAUCAUCGCCCAGGGCCUCCUAAAGCACAAAGCAGAAGACCGAAUCCAGAACCUCCACCUUGUGGACAGUCUGAAUAUCUCAGGGAUGGUGGUUCCAGGCAUGGUGGGCUGGCUAAUUGGUAGCUUGAGCCUCAAGCAGCAGCAAGAGAUCAGCAUCAACAUCACCAACGUGCAUCUGGACUGUGGUGGGAUCCAGAUGUCUUGCCAUAAGGAGUGGUUCUCAGCAAACAUCUCGAUUGAAUUUGACAUUGAAUCAAAACUGCCCUUUAAUGUGAACACCACCAAGACACAUGCGCUCAUGGGGCUCGCUGUGGACUUCUGGCUGAAGAAAGACCAGUUUGGCCGGAGGGAUCUGGUGAUGGGCAGAUGCCACAUGGAGCCCAGCAGUAUGGACACGAGAGCCCUCACUGAGGCCAUCCCAUCUAAGAUGAAACACUUUCUCUACAACCUCAAGGAGAGCCUAGUGAAAAUUCUCCCACACCUGGUAGAAAAUCAGGUGUGCCCUCUGAUCAGUGAAAUCCUCAGGCAGCUGGAUGUGAAGCUGUUGAAAGGCCUCAUGGAACAGGUGUCUGCUCAUGAACUUGACCAACUCUGA